Callorhinchus milii (elephant shark) is the source of this 3228-nucleotide messenger RNA. RefSeq names its product piwi-like protein 4. Lineage: Eukaryota; Metazoa; Chordata; Chondrichthyes; Chimaeriformes; Callorhinchidae. The record is from RefSeq and is a predicted model, not a curated record. The transcript is spliced from 21 exons. Gene Ontology annotation, cellular component: P granule. Gene Ontology annotation, molecular function: piRNA binding; protein binding. Gene Ontology annotation, biological process: regulatory ncRNA-mediated gene silencing. Bases 58 to 2640 code for a protein of 860 amino acids.
GCAGCUCUUGGGUGCAGAGCCGAGCACGUGCGGUAGAGGAGGAGUGCGCUGUAGACAAUGAUUGGGCGAGCUCAAACACAAGCCCAAGGCAGAGCCUUGUUGAAGGAAGAACAAAGACAUGGAAAUGUGACCUCUUCUGGGACUGUGGUUUCAGCUGCGAAUCAGGCUCAGCUGCUUUCAGGGAUAUCUACCACAAGACGAAUGAAUACUCUCAGCAACAGUCAGAAUCGAAGUAAAACACACGAAGGCCAACAGAUGAUAUCUGCUGGUUUUGAAAGACAAGUAAUAAUGGAGAGAGGACGAUACAAGCAGCGUAAUGUCUUUGAUUUUGGAGUGAAUACCAGGAAGGGGAUGGAACAUGUGAAAGAUUGCAAAUCAGGCUCCAGCGGAAAUCCAGUCAGGAUCAUCACAAACCUCUUUGCCUUUAGGUCACCUCACUCCUGGUGUCUGAACCAGUACCAUGUGACUUUCAAGCCUGAUAUAGAAUCAAAGCGUUUGCGGAUGGCACUGCUAUUUAGCCACAGCGACCUUUUGGGAAAGAUCAGGGCAUUUGAUGGAGCCAUGCUUUUCCUCCCUCAUAAACUGGAAAACCAAGUUACAGAACUGUCAAGCGUCAUGAUUGAUGGCCAGGUAGUGCAUAUAACCAUUAAUCUGACAAGUGAAUUUCCACAGGAUUCUCCCAUGUGCAUCCAGUUCUUUAAUAUCACUAUUAAAAAGGCAAUGAAAAUGUUGUCAAUGUAUCAGAUUGGAAGGAACUUCUAUGAUCCAUCAACUCCAAUUCAGAUUCCCCAACAUAGAUUGAUUCUCUGGCCAGGAUUUUCUACUUCAAUCAUGAGAUAUGAGGCUAAGAUCUUAUUGUCUGCUGAUGUAAGCCACAAGGUUCUGCGUAGUGAGACAGUGUUGGAAUUCAUGACUGAGCUGUACAAUCGAAAUGGUGAUCAACAGUUCUGUGACACCUGUAUGAAAGAGUUGUUGGGAUUAAUUGUUCUUACGAGAUAUAACAACAAAACCUACCGCAUAGAUGACAUUGACUGGUCUGCGAAUCCGACUGGCACCUUCAAAAAGACUGAUGGCACUGAAAUUAGCUAUAUUGAUUAUUACACACAGCAAUAUGAUAUCUCCGUCACUGACCUGAGUCAGCCGUUAUUAGUCAGUCUGCUAAAAAAUAAACAUUUAGACAAAGAUGCAGCUCCACGUCUAAUUCACCUCAUCCCAGAGUUCUGUUUUCUCACAGGACUCAGUAACCAGGCUCGUUCUGACUUCCAUGUAAUGAAGGACCUGGCUGCAGAAACACAGCUGACGCCUGAAAAGAGACAGCAACGAUUGCAUGUGCUGAUAGAUAAUAUUCAGAGAAAUAAAGAGGCACGGACAGAGCUGGAAGGCUGGGGGUUACGCCUCGAUGAACAGAUAUCAUUGAUAGGCCGUGUUAUUCCCAGCGAAAAGAUUCAUAUGCUGGAUCACAUUUGCCAGCCAGAAUCAGCAGCUGACUGGUCCAGGGACACCCGAAAUGCAAGGAUUAUCAAUGUUCAACCACUUCAAGAUUGGCUGAUGGUUUUUAGCCAUAGGAGCUGUGAAGUAGCUGGAAAGCUUUUAGCCUGUCUUAAAAAAGUUGGGCUAUCAAUGGGCUUUUCUGUUGGCAAUCCAAAAAUGGUGCAGGUGAAUGAAGGUCCUGCAUCCUACAUGCAAGCAUUGAGACAUCAGGUCCAGCCCAGCACAGAUUUGGUGUUAUGUAUCCUAUCCUCAAAUCAGAAGGAUAAUUAUGACUGCAUCAAGAAAUUUCUAUGCGUAGAAAAGCCAACUCCUAGUCAAUGUGUGCUUGCUCGCAAUCUGAACAAGCAGCAUAUGCUUAUGAGCAUUGCCACUAAGAUUGCUAUGCAGAUGGCCUGCAAACUAGGCGGAGAAUUAUGGAUGGUGGAGAUUCCUUUGAAGUCUCUGAUGGUGGUUGGCAUUGAUGUUAACCGUGAUUCACUCGGGAAGGGAAUUUAUGUUGGAUUUGUGGCGAGUAUUAACCCCACAAUCACAAAGUGGUAUUCUCGCUGUGUUUUUCAAUCUUCUGCUGUAGAAGUAGCCGAUUGCCUGAAGGUCUGCAUGCAAGGUGCUCUCAACAAAUGGCUUGAAAUAAAUCACAUGCUGCCAGGACGCAUUGUAAUUUAUCGUGAUGGUGUUGGGGACGGGCAACUAAUGACAUUGGUGGACUAUGAGGUGCCCCAGAUACUGCACAGCUUUAAGGCGGUGAACCCUUGCUAUGGCCCCAAAAUAACUAUGAUUGUAGUUCGGAAGAGAAGUCCUUGCAGAUUCUUUGCUGAUGUGAAUGGAGCACUUCAAAACCCAGCACUUGGUACAGUGAUUGACAGUGAGGCUACCCGUCCUGAAUGGUAUGACUUUUUUUUGAUCAGUCAGUGUGCACGUCAAGGUACCGUUUCACCAACAUACUACAAUGUUGUGUAUGACAACAGCGGCAUGAAGCCAGACCAUGUACAGAGACUAACAUACAAAUUGUGCCAUCUCUACUAUAACUGGCCAGGUGUAAUUCGGGUUCCAGCUCCAUGUCAGUAUGCCUUCAAACUUACAGUGCUGGUGGGGCAAAGCAUUCACAGGGAGCCUGAUCUAAACUUGGCUGAGCGUCUCUUCUUCCUUUAAGAGGAAACGUAUAACAUGUGGGAUUUGUAAGACAGGCUUAUUUUUGAUCUGUUUCCUGGAAUAUAAACAGUAAAAAAAGGCAUUUUUUUUAUUUUCAAUUCUGUAACAACUUGAGCUUUUGAGAUACUGCCAAGAUUGUGUGCUUGUUUUCCAGAAGUGCUGUUAGCUCUUUUUUCCGUCGCCCCUCUAGACAGGAAAUAGAGCUCAAAAAAAUAUAUUUUAGGUUAUUAUUUCAGCCAAAUUUAAAAACAUAAUAAAUAGCUGAGUGGGGUUGGUUGGGUGGUGAUUCACACUGCCAAACACUGUAAAUAUAUUGACCAAUGAAGAAUAAGAUACAUUCACCUACAAAAAUCUGUAUAUUUGCCAAUGAUAAGAAAAUCAUUUGUCAGCUGUAAGGAAAAAAGUUAUUUGUUGAAACUGCUUUGACUUUACAGUAUUGUGGAGCGCAAACUUUAAUUCAGGUCAAACUUGUUCUAGUUGUAUUUGUUGUGUUUUAAAGCAGAAAAGGUGCUUUUGUUUAAAUGUAGAUUUCUUUGUUCUUGAAUGAGAAAAUUUUAAUUUUAAAUUGUGUUGAUGUGUAAUUUUUAA